Messenger RNA from Emericellopsis cladophorae, 513 nucleotides. RefSeq lists its product as uncharacterized. Gene Ontology annotation, biological process: tRNA wobble adenosine to inosine editing. The transcript has a single exon. NCBI's taxonomy places the organism in Eukaryota, Fungi, Ascomycota, Sordariomycetes, Hypocreales, Bionectriaceae. The record is from RefSeq and is a predicted model, not a curated record. Bases 1 to 513 code for a protein of 170 amino acids. Gene Ontology annotation, molecular function: tRNA-specific adenosine-34 deaminase activity.
AUGGCAAGCUCUUUGCAUCAAGAGGCUCUCCAAACCUGUCUUGCCCUGGCCCGCGAAGCCUCUGACGCAGGCGACUCACCAUUUGGAUCAUGCCUCGUCGAUGCCCAGGGUACCAUCAUCAAGACCGACCGAAACCGCACCAGGACAGGUCUCGAUGGCACUGGCGCUCACCCAGACUCGACCCUUCACCCGGAAUUCACUCUCGCGCAAUGGGCCAUGCUCAAUCUGACGGCGGAUGAGCGCGCCUCAACGACGUGCUACACGACCGGAGAGCAUUGCCCCAUGUGCUCCGCCGCCCAUGCCUGGUGUGGCCUGGGAGACAUUGUCUUCAUCGCAUCAGCGAAACAGUAUGAUCAUUGGAUGAGGCUGGCUGGGUUUCCCCUCGGUCCGGUCAAGCCGUUGGGCAUUGGUGAGAUCACUACGCGUAUCAAGUGGCACGGCCCUGUCGAUAGUUUGGUCGGGGAGAUCAAGGCCAUCCACGAGGCAAGAUGGGCUAAACAGGGAGCUCCAUAG